This is a messenger RNA of Cylicocyclus nassatus, 993 nucleotides long. The record is from the annotation of a GenBank genome assembly. NCBI's taxonomy places the organism in Eukaryota, Metazoa, Nematoda, Chromadorea, Rhabditida, Strongylidae.
UGAUCAUGGUAGCACCAUUUCUUCUUCUAUUCCUUAUAAGCUCACAGAUUCGAAGUCAAAAACUUACAACGGAGGAGAAUGAGCUUAACAACAAAAACUGUGGCGUUCAAUUUCUAGGGCAGCCACUUCAAAAAAAUCGUUUGGUCAAAAAGUCUUACGGAGGCCGAGAAUUUGAAGAAAAUGAGUAUCCUUGGACUGUGGUUUUGAGACGUGGAAAAGCUCUGUGCAGUGGCGUACAGAUAUCUCCUAGACAUAUUCUGACAGCUGCUCACUGUGUUUUGCAGUUCGACAUUGAAAAGAGCCAAGAGUUGUGCGUCAUUAACCAAUCACAGAGCAUUGUUUCUGUACUAGCGAAUCCAGAAGAGAUGUCUGUCCUCAUAGGCGGAGGAAAAAUGCAUUGCUACACUUAUCUUUGCCAAACCACUAAAACUCCGUAUAGAGCGAAAAAGAUCGUAGCAAAGAAAUUGAACAUGUGUGAGAAAAAUGAUGAUUUGGCACUCAUUGAACUCAGCCAAAAUAUCUCGGAAAGAGACUCGACACCGAUUUGCAUGCCAGAUGAUGGUUUGCCACUGAAUCCUGUUCUCUACGCAACCGGCAUCGGAUCCGAUCCUUCAAGCCCUAUAACUUUUGACAAUCCGAAGGGCGAUCAUGCACAUGGACAGCAAGUAGUAGCACUUCGCUAUUACGCAGUCGAUCAGUUACUGCACCAAGUUGAAACCGUGACUUUUGCAAAGGGAACAUGUCCAGGAGAUAGUGGAGGGAUUAAUAGUCACAGUAUAGGCGAUUGCAAUCAGCACAACAGAAAUAUGAUAGACUAUUAUACUGACGUGCGUGCGAAUUUGGACUGGAUUUGCAAAUAUUCAGGUGUGUGCCCACUGGAAGAAGAGUCGUGGUGAAAGAAGGUCGCGAUAACACGUUAUUCUAGUCCAUACCAUAUCUGGUUAUAGACGCUAUUCUGAAUAGACAAGUUUACAAACAUCUACUACAGCUAGC